CAAUUUUAUACUUCUUUUCAUUUUUUAUGACAACACAGACUACUGAACUGUCAAGGGAUCUACUUUCAACAAUAAGAGUUUCAAAGAUAUUUCAGGACUCUGAUGGUCCAAUCACUUCACUUUCAUUCAAUGACAGUGGCGUCACUUGUUUAACUACUGCUGAAGACGAUAGCUUAAGAGUCUAUGACGCUUUAGAAGGAUCAUCAAAGGCUACAGUAUUUUCAAAAAAGUACGGCGCUACAUUAGCAAGGUUCUCACAUCAUGACAACAAUGUGAUUUAUGCAUCAACAAAAGAAGACGACACGCUGAGAUACCUUUCACUAUUUGAUAACAAAUUCAUUCGUUACUUUCGUGGACACAAAAAGAGGGUAACAGCCAUUGAUGUGUCGCCUAUAGACGAUAGAGUCUUAACCGCUUCAUUGGAUGAAACAGUUCGUUUAUGGGAUUUACGUUCAUCUACAGGACAGGGCGUAGUGCAUGGACAAGGACGAUUAGUGGCAGCCAUUGAUCCACAAGGACUAGUGUUUGCCGUAGGCACAAAUACAAACAUUAUCCACAUGUACGACAUUGGUGAAUACACGCGUGGACCAUUUUCAUCAUGGUCUAUCGAAGAUCCAAUCUAUCCUUCUACACCAAUACCAGAAUGGACUAGCAUAAAGUUUACAGCUAAUGGAAAAUAUAUAAUUGUCACAACCGUUGGCGAUAAUAUGUACGUCGUAGACUCAUUUAAUGGUCGUAUCAUGCAUCGUCUGAUAGGCAAUGCUGGCCCAAAUGAUGCCUCAACCAAUGGAGAAGAAGUCAGUCUCACGCCAGAUGGACGGUUUGUGAUGGCAGGCGGAAGUGAUGGUCGUGUAAGAGUGUGGGAUCUAUUACAAAAUGAUAAAAUAGACAUCGAACCCUUCCUUUCUUUACAAUCUCCUCAUAAGGAUCCUAUUAAGGCUGCUGAAUUUUCACCUUCACACGCCAUGUUUAUCACAGCAAGCGACGGCUUGGCCAUGUGGCUACCUGUAUCACAACCUCAAUAGUCUUAUAAGCGGAGAUUUCAUCUUUAUCCAUAUCUUGCUUCUCUUUUAUCUUUCUCUCUCUCUCUCUCUCUC
Rhizopus microsporus ATCC 52813 is the source of this 1097-nucleotide messenger RNA. Its product is annotated as WD repeat-containing protein 82. Bases 27 to 1025 code for a protein of 332 amino acids. The record is from RefSeq and is a predicted model, not a curated record. NCBI's taxonomy places the organism in Eukaryota, Fungi, Mucoromycota, Mucoromycetes, Mucorales, Rhizopodaceae. Gene Ontology annotation, molecular function: chromatin binding; protein binding. The transcript is spliced from 6 exons. Gene Ontology annotation, cellular component: Set1C/COMPASS complex.